Messenger RNA from Xylaria bambusicola, 1050 nucleotides. RefSeq lists its product as uncharacterized. The coding region runs from base 1 to 1050 and encodes 349 amino acids. The transcript has 2 exons. The record is from RefSeq and is a predicted model, not a curated record. NCBI's taxonomy places the organism in Eukaryota, Fungi, Ascomycota, Sordariomycetes, Xylariales, Xylariaceae.
AUGGACCAGCAAAGCGUUGUCAUCUCCGAGAAAGCGGAACAAGCCCACCGCCCGGGGAACAAUGGAGCUGGACCGAGCAGCCAGAGAUUCGCGGAACAUCCAUCGGAUACAUUGGCGCGUCCGCGUGAGCCACCGCCGUACUCGGGCCCUUCGAACAGUGCUGCAGAUCCUCGGCGGCCAACAGUAACGAAAGGACCUCAGCACUAUCCGGGGCUUCCGAUCUUAGAUUACCGGCAAUACUCACCUGAAAUGUUCGAGCUGUCUACCGACAGCACCACCAUCACUAGCAAGGCAUCCUAUCUGUCCGAAAACGCCAAGGCCUUAUCAUCCCUGGUCAGAACGCUAGCUACAGUACCUCCCAAACCCCAGAUUCACAUCCGUGGCUCUCGAGGGAGAAGAGUCGAUUUUCACGUACGACUUAAUCUCAUGAACCUCCUUGUCCCUGAUGAUCCUCGCCAUCGCAUGGACUAUCUUCGCUGCGUGGCCAAAGACGAGAUGGCUUACCGUGGAGGUAAUGAACCGUCCUUGAAACCGGAAAUCGGCGCUGGGGAGGAGGAGGGUCUUGAGGCCUGGUGUCAACGAUUUGUUAAAGACCAAUCAUCUGUCAAGAUAUUUACUCUUGAACGAGUGGUGGCAAAUCUCGACCACAACUGGCUUGAGGGUCAGGUUCGCAGCUUAAUAGCUUCCGUCAAUUACAAAGGAAACGUCACGGUCCAAUUUCCUGUGACACACGCUCGAGCGAUUGUCCAAAACCCUGAUAAAGUUAACAAAUUCUUUACGAGCGUCACGACACUCUUCUCCGGCAAAGCUAAAUAUGAGGUAGUGAAAGCAGUAUGGCCAUUCGCGAAUGCAAGGAAUGGCGAGCACGGACGAAAAUGCAUUGUCCAGAGUGAGAAGGUCUGGUGGGAUGAGUGGAGGGACCCAAUCAAGUACGCCAUCAUUCAAAAACGCCAAGGUUGGGUAACAAAUGAGGAUAAACUGGAGUGUAUAAUGGAAAGUAAAGGGAAGAACGCAUCAUUGGUGGAUUGGGGCCCAGAUGAGGAGUACUAA